Molecule: messenger RNA, 1297 nt
Organism: Didymodactylos carnosus
Lineage: Eukaryota; Metazoa; Rotifera; Eurotatoria; Philodinida; Philodinidae
Source: the annotation of a GenBank genome assembly
GUUUCUGAAAAACUAGUUUUCUAGAAAACCAGGUCUUCGAAGGCCUAGCAGCAAAAACCAUUGUCAUAUUCGGAAUCAGCAUAGUCGAUAACCUAUUCUCCACCAGAUUUCAACAAAAAAGCGAGCGGACACUUGGGGCAGUUCCCUCGUUAGACGUGUAGUGUAUUGAGUUUUUUUAAGGUAGAGUGUGUUUUGCUUGUAAGUUAUAUCAUUAUUUCCUACGAUUACGGAGAAGGAACACGUCUGAUCUCCGCUAUGAGUUUUUUCAUAUUUACUUGCACCGAAGUUUGACUUUGACUCUCAUUCAUUAUAAUAUAUCAUAUCGUUCCUCAAAUAUUCACUAGGACUCUGUCGCUCAGCUAAAUGGAAUCCAGAUGGUAUUACAGUUGCUGGUGAUGCCACAGGUCUAGCUGGUUCAUCUAUGAAUCUAUUAAAUGAUCCAUACGAUAUUGCUAUUGGUUUGAAGCAGAAUUUAAUUAUUGCUGAUAGAGGUAAUAACCGUUUACAGUUGGUCCACUUGAGUGCGAAUAGUCCAACAAAUAAAUUUUCAAUAAUAUUAACAAAUGUAUCAGCGUUGAAUGUAUUCGUUGAUCGAAUGAAUAAUAUUUAUUUUUAUAAUACACACUGUGAUUGUGUACAAAAGUUACUACAUGACAGUAAGGUAGUUAAAACUGUCGCUAUUGGUAUGAAAAGAAACGAUUUUUCAAUUCCAACUGGUAUCUACGUUGAUCAACGGGGUAAUCUAUACGUAUCUGAUGUUAAAAAUCAUCGAGUUUUGAAGUGGUUGCCAAAUACACCAGCUGACAGUGGUAUUGUUGUUGCCGGUGGCAAUGGUGAGGGAGAGGCAGCAAAUCAAUUGUACGAUCCACGUGGUUUGUUUGUGGAUGAAUUCAGUAAUGAAAAAGGUGCAAUAUACGUUGUUGAUUCAAGUAAUCAUAGAGUACAGAAAUGGUUGCCGGAUGCCAGAGAAGGAGUAACAGUGGCUGGUGGCAAUGGAAAAGGUUCAAAGUUAAAUCAGUUGCAAUUUCCUGCAGCAGUCAUUGUUGAUCCAAAAACAAACUUACUAUUGGUAUCAGAUAAUCAAAAUCAACGAAUUGUUAAAUGGCUCCCAAAUGCUAAACAAGGUGAAUUGAUUGCUGGUAGUAACGUUGGUGAAGAUAAUGCUCGUGGUAGUGAGGCAAAAAUGCUUAAUUGGCCAAUUGGUAUAAGAUUUGAUUUACAGUGGAAUCUGUAUGUUGCGGAUACAAAUAAUAAUCGAAUACAAAAGUUUUUAUUUAAUAAGUUGUCAUGCGAAUAG